UCCUCGUCGUCGUCUUCCGCUCUCCUUCCCGACUCCUCGCGUGUUGUCUCCUCUUCCACCUCCUCUCAACUACUGCUCGCGAACCCUAGCCGUGACCCAAUCAGGAACCAGCCAUGGAGGCGGGGGCGUCGCCGCCCCGGUCGGUAUCCGUCGGCGGCGGCGGCGGCGGCUUCGGAGGGGCGCGCGGCGACGACAGCGCCUUCUCGUUCCUCUCCAAGGGGUGGCGCGAGGUGCGGGACUCCGCCACCGCCGACCUGCGCCUCAUGCGCGCGCGGGCCUACUCCCUCCGCACGCUCGCGGACCGCGAGCUCGAGCACCUCCUCGCGUCCGCCUCCACCGCGCUCGCCGCCGCGCCGCCGCUCGCCGCGGGGGCGCCCAUCGCCGAGCUCGAGUUCGUGCGCACCCGGAUCCAGCCCAAGAUCUCCGAGCUGCGGCGCCGGUACGCGUCGCGGGAGCGGGACCUCGGCCGCCGGGUGCUCGAGGGCUGGGCCCCGGGCGGGCCCGCCCGCGCCCGCGUCGACCUCUCCGGGAUCACCGCCAUCCGCAACGCCAUCGUCUCCGAGGCGGACGGCGGCGAGCGGUGGAGGCGCGCCGCGUGGAAGGGGGAGGCGGAGGAGGGGAAGGAGUGGGAGGUGGUCAGGAUGAUACGGGACGGCAUCAAGGAGUUUGAGCGUCGGAACCAAACCAGCGAGAUUUUCGAGGGGUUGCGCAGUACCGGCGAGCUCGUUGAGAAAUUCAAGUCCAGCCUGGUAAUUUUGCACAUUGAUUCCACUAAUUGUUCUAGUUAAUUGAGCAACACUAAGCGGCAUGUAUGUAUUGGGUGGAUUGCUCUAGAAAGUUUUAGAAUUGAGUUCAGUAGUACUUGGACCACACACUCCCUGAUUGGAAUAGGUUCUGUGGAACAAUCUGAACUAAGGGGAGGAAAAGUCAGGCACUAGUUGUUUCAUUUAUUUCUGUCAGGUGUAAGAAAUGGAUAGAUGUUAUGAUGACCAACAUGAAUGCAAUCUAAGGAGUGAGGGCCUGUUUGGGACGGCUUCGCCGGCUCCGGCUACCGUAGCAUACUGUAGCGGCACUGUAGCGCAAAGCUGGUGAAGCCGCAUUUUCCCAGCUCCACCGGCUCCUCCCCUCCCGCAGUUGACUGUAGCAUGGAGCCGGCGGUUUCAGCUCCGCGCUACAGCACUGAGCCAGAGUGCCUCGCGACGGAGCCAUCCCAAACACGCCUUGAGAUAAUGGAAACUGCAAAAUAAAUCAUUCAACAUGGAGUCUCAAGGAGCCAAGGAAAUCCCUCCACUGGAUCUAACUGAAAUACUGGCAAAUCUAGUAAGGCAGUCUGAACCAUUUUUGGAUCAACUUGGUGUACGAAGAGAUCAAUGUGACAGGCUAGUGGACGCAUUGUAUAGGAAACAAAAUCAUUCCCUUUCAGAAGACACAUCCUUGCUUGUAAAUGAUAACUCAUCAGAUGAACUUGACUUGAGAAUCGCCAGUGUGGUUCAAAGUACUGGUUAUCAUGCUGAUGAUUGUCUCUGGAGUGAACCUGCAAAGUAUGAGGUCUCAUCAGACAAUAAAAGACAUGUGGCUAUUGUCACCACAGCAAGCCUUCCUUGGAUGACAGGAACAGCAGUUAAUCCAUUGUUCCGUGCAGCAUAUCUUGCAAAAGGUACCAAACAAGAUGUGACUCUUGUAGUUCCUUGGCUCUGCAAAUCAGACCAAGAACUAGUAUACCCAAAUAGCAUGACCUUCAGUUCACCAGAAGAGCAGGAAACUUAUAUAAGGAACUGGCUAGAGGAAAGACUUGGCUUUGAAUCAAACUUCAAGAUAUCAUUCUAUCCUGGCAAGUUCUCAAAGGAGCGGCGUAGCAUCACUCCUGCUGGUGAUACGUCUCAGUUCAUUCCGUCAAGAGAAGCUGAUAUAGCAAUAUUGGAAGAACCAGAGCAUCUCAACUGGUAUCAUCAUGGGAAACGCUGGACUGACAAGUUCAACCAUGUUGUUGGUGUAAUUCAUACAAACUACCUGGAAUAUAUCAAGAGAGAGAAGAAUGGAGCUCUUCAAGCUUUUCUAGUUAAACACAUCAACAAUUGGGUGACCAGAGCAUACUGUGACAAGGUUUUGCGUCUUUCUGCAGCAACUCAAGAUUUACCGAAGUCUAUUGUCUGCAAUGUUCAUGGCGUAAACCCAAAGUUUCUGAAGAUUGGAGAGAAAAUUACUGCAGAUAGGGAGAGUGGUGAGCCGUCAUUUUCCAAGGGAGCAUAUUUUCUUGGGAAGAUGGUUUGGGCCAAGGGUUAUAGGGAACUGAUAGAUUUGAUGGCUAAACAUAAAAGUGACUUGGAAGGAUUCAAGUUAGAUGUAUAUGGAAGUGGUGAGGACUCGCAUAAAGUUCAGUCUACUGCCAGGAAGCUGGAUUUGAGUCUUAAUUUUUUCAAGGGAAGGGAUCAUGCUAAUAAUUCACUCCAUGGGUACAAGGUUUUCAUAAAUCCUAGCAUUAGUGAUGUCCUUUGCACAGCAACAGCAGAGGCUCUUGCAAUGGGGAAAAUUGUCAUUUGUGCAGAACAUCCAUCAAACGAGUUUUUCAUGUCAUUUCCAAACUGCUUGACAUACAAAACUUCGGAGGAAUUUGUCACCAGAGUGAAAGAAGCAAUGGAUAGAGAACCCCAACCUCUAACCCCAGAGCAAAGAUACAACCUAUCAUGGGAGGCAGCAACCGAAAGGUUUAUGGAGUACUCAGACCUUGACAAGGUUCUCAACGAUGAGGUUGUUCAGCCUGGACAAGCCAGAACUAGAAACAAAUCGAGAAGAACCUCACAGCCCAAUUUGUCCGACAUCAUGGAUGGUGGAUUGGCGUUUGCUCAUCGAUGCCUAACUGGUAGCGAGGUCCUGAGGUUGGCAACAGGUGCCAUUCCUGGCACUCGUGACUAUGAUAAGCAGCACUGUGUGGAUAUGGGCCUUUUGCCGCCUCAGGUCCAAAACCCUGUUUAUGGCUGGUGAUGACUGAUGAGUUAUGCAUAGGUAUAUAUAGAUAAUACACUACCUAGACUAACAUUUAGUGUUGUAAUUGUAGCGCCCAUGAUGAACUUUGGCCAUUAUUUGUACCGUCUGUUAUAAGGUUCUUUCUCCUUAAUUUGGAGGUGUAUUACAGAAAGUCAGUACAUAGUAAUCGAGUUCAUGACCCCA
Messenger RNA from Panicum virgatum (switchgrass), 3168 nucleotides. RefSeq names its product digalactosyldiacylglycerol synthase 1, chloroplastic-like. The record is from RefSeq and is a predicted model, not a curated record. Gene Ontology annotation, cellular component: chloroplast outer membrane. Bases 1258 to 2982 code for a protein of 574 amino acids. Lineage: Eukaryota; Viridiplantae; Streptophyta; Magnoliopsida; Poales; Poaceae. Gene Ontology annotation, molecular function: digalactosyldiacylglycerol synthase activity. Gene Ontology annotation, biological process: galactolipid biosynthetic process. The transcript has 7 exons.